GUUUCUUUGUUAUCUCCCAUGUGACCCACACGUUAGACAACGGAACGAGGCCAAAAGCAAUCGCACAAAGAAUUCCACAUUUAUAAUUGUACCAAGUCAACCAAACGUCCCAGCCCAAGUCUUCCUUUUCAUCAACUUCUUUGAAUUUUAUGGCUACGGAGGGGAAGUCCGCUGCUCCUCUGCACCUUCAUCUUCCCUAAAACAACCUAACUUGGAUCCUGUGAUUCUCAAUUCCCCAUCACCCACCAAAUAAGAUAACUAGAUUUGGUAGCUUUCCCCAUCUCUCUCCUCUAUUCAGAUCGAGAAAGGCCCAUUUUCUGGUUCAUCAAAUGAAUUUCCAGAUCUUUUCUUCGUUUCUCUCCCUCUUCUCUAUCAUUGAACUAUUGGUUCUCAUUCGAAUUCCUCUAUGUUUAUGCCACGUCGAUGAAUUAUACAGCCAGUGCGAAAAAAAGUUCAGCUGUGGCGACACUAUCAAGGAUGUGGGUUAUCCUUUCUGGGGAGAGGGUCAAAGGCCCAUGAAAUGUGGGCUUCCAGGAUUUGAGCUCAUUUGCGAUGAGAGAAGUAAAAUCACCACCAUGCCCAUCAUGGGAGUUACAUACCGGGUCAUCGAACUGGGGUAUCCAAUUCUUAAAAUUGCAAGAGAAGACGUGUUGGAGAUGCCGGAGGGAAGUUGUCCAACAUAUCUAAACGAUUCCAUCCUUGAUUUGCAGCACUUCGAUUAUCAUCCUUAUCAUGAUGAGUACGUAAACAUUACCCUGUUGUACAACUGCCCUGCUGCAACUACUGGCGAACCCCUUAUUGAAAUUCACAAACCUUGCAAAAUCAAUGAUUCUAGUUAUACCAGCGUUUUGCCAAUACCCCAACCCCAAAGCCAAGCUGCUCGACGUUUUCAUAAGUGCAUCGUUGGCAUCACCUUUCCAAUUCGACAGAUUGACCUUAAAGAACUGGGGGAUCUACUGGGAUUGAGUGGAGUACUGCGACGUGGGUUCGAGGUGAUGUGGAAAUUGAAGGAGGAUGAGAAUAACGCAUGUGAGGAGUGCACCCAAUCAAAAGGGCUAUGUGGAUACAAUUACUCCUCCAGUACAACCGCUUGCGUUUGUCCCAACCCGCCCUAUUUUACUCGCACUAAGUGCCACGAAGGUCAUCCACGAAAAAUUUUUAUAGGUAUUGCUGCUAGUGUGUGCCUAUGCAUGGUCAGUGUCUUCGUUGUGGGCUUUUGGAUUCUUAGGAAAGGCCUUGGAAAAACAUUCCUCUCAGGCCUAAAAAUGGAUUUUACUCAGAAGAAAUCACGAGAUGAACAAAACAUCAAGGAAUUUCUUAGAAAUUAUGGAUCUCUUGCUCUUAAAAGAUACAAGUACUCUAAUGUUAAGAAAAUGACCAACUCUUUUUCAGAUAAAUUAGGUCAAGGAGGCUAUGGAGGAGUAUAUAAAGGAAAGUUAUUUGAUGGUCGUGUUGUAGCAGUGAAACUCUUGAUAAGAAAGUCCACAAGAAAUGCAGAAGAUUUCAUAAAUGAAGUUGCUAGCAUUAGUAGAACAUCCCAUGUUAAUAUUGUCACUCUUCUUGGUUUUUGCUAUGAGGGAAGUAGAAGAGCUCUAAUCUAUGAAUUUAUGCCCAACGGAUCUCUUGACAAGUUCAUAUUUGAUCAUAAAUCUCCAAGUAAUUGUCAUAAUUUGACGUGGGAAACAUUGUUGCAAAUUGCAGUUGGCAUUGCCCGAGGGCUAGAGUACUUGCACCGAGGUUGUGCAACAAGGAUUUUGCAUUUUGACAUAAAACCUCACAACAUUCUUUUGGAUGAGUACUUUUGCCCCAAAAUUUCUGAUUUUGGCCUUUCUAAGCUAUGUCAUGGAAAAGAAAGUAUUGUGUCGAUGAUGGAUGCCCGUGGUACUUUUGGGUACAUUGCUCCAGAAGUCUAUUGUAGAAACUUUGGAGGGGUUUCUUACAAAUCUGAUGUUUAUAGUUAUGGGAUGCUAGUUCUUGAAAUGGUUGGAGGAAGAAGGAAUAUCAAUGUUGAAAGAUCUCAUACUAGUGAGAUAUAUUUUCCGAAUUGGAUAUAUAAGCACCUUGACCUAGAGGAGGAUCUGAGACUUCUUGAAGUUGUGACCGCUGAGGAAGAAGAAAUGGCAAGGAAGAUGAUUCUAGUGAGCUUGUGGUGCAUUCAAACGAUUCCAUCAGAUAGACCAUCAAUGACAAAGGUGGUGGAGAUGUUGGAAGGAAGCCUUCAAUCACUAUCCAUUCCCCCAAAGCCUACACUAUCUUCUCCUUAAGAUCAUACUGACAUACUUCCACUUCAUCACUGUCAUAAAACCUAAUUCUACAAGUUGGUGUUCUCUCAUUGGAAUGAUAAGAGGCAUUCUUCGAAUAUUGAUCCUUGCCAAAGGAUUAAUGCAAAAUAAUACCACCUUGCACUUUGCCUAA
Molecule: messenger RNA, 2415 nt
Organism: Malania oleifera
Lineage: Eukaryota; Viridiplantae; Streptophyta; Magnoliopsida; Santalales; Ximeniaceae
Product: LEAF RUST 10 DISEASE-RESISTANCE LOCUS RECEPTOR-LIKE PROTEIN KINASE-like 2.7
Exons: 3
Coding region: 330-2264 (644 amino acids)
Biological process (GO): protein phosphorylation
Molecular function (GO): ATP binding; polysaccharide binding; protein kinase activity
Source: RefSeq, a predicted model, not a curated record